Molecule: messenger RNA, 1020 nt
Organism: Hydractinia symbiolongicarpus
Lineage: Eukaryota; Metazoa; Cnidaria; Hydrozoa; Anthoathecata; Hydractiniidae
Product: short-wave-sensitive opsin 1-like
Exons: 1
Coding region: 1-1020 (339 amino acids)
Biological process (GO): G protein-coupled receptor signaling pathway
Cellular component (GO): membrane
Molecular function (GO): G protein-coupled receptor activity
Source: RefSeq, a predicted model, not a curated record
AUGUAUCUUCUUCGACUUUUUGUCCUUAUGGGUUUCAUUGCUUUGAAUUCAUCAGAAAACCAAAGUUCACACAAAGAUCAAAGUUCCCCUAUGAACAUAACAUUAAAGAGAUGUGAACUUCCAAACACUGUUGAACUGCAACAGUAUUUUGGCGUAACUUUAGAAUUUAUUGGAAUUGCUGGGAAUGCCUUGGUUGUUAUAGUGACUCUAAGAUACAUUAAAAAAUCAACAUACUGUCAACGUUUGAUAGGGUGUCUUGCAUUUGCUGAUUUCUGGUACUGCUUAUUGAGCGCUAAAAUACGUAUCUUUCGUUUGCUUUCAUGUAUAAACAUCUUAAAUACCAUAUCCUGCAAAAUAAUUUACUUCGGUAUAUCUGCCAGUGAAGUAUCAGCUCUUGGAUUUAUAUUGUUGAUUUUCCUGGAAAGGUACAUUGGUAUUGUGUACCCAUUCAGGAAAGGUUUAAGUGGGAAAAGCAUUGUACUUUUGACAUUGUUAAAUUUUACAUUCUCGUUGAUAUUUUGGAUACCAAUUUUGAUCUACACUUGGGAGAAAAAUGGCCAAUGCAAAACACGACCGUCAGCGCGGAAUACGUUCAAAAUAUAUGUCUGGUUGUGGAUGAUUUUCCACUUUUUAUUGCCUGUUUCAGCAAUGUGUUUCUUUUACUAUCGAAUAAGAAAAGUUCUAAAAGAAACAUCAUCUCUUGUUUCUGAUGAAUCAUUUUCACUUCUUCAACGAAAACGACUCACCGACAACAAGAGGAUUAUGACUAUUCUUUUCGGUAUACUUUUGGCUUUCGUGGUGUUCGUAUUUUCUCAGCGUUUAAUAUGGAUUAUAUACAUCAAUCAUGGGAUAUCAAAUUUUAAAGGCAUUCAGUGGUUGUUUUUCUUCGCAGAAAUUUGUUAUGAAUUUCAUGCGAUUGUCAACCCAAUAAUAUACUCAGUCAUAGACAGUAAAUUUCGCGCUCGAGUGAAACAGAUUUGUCGGAAGAAACCGUCCAAAAACGAGAGCAGUUUGACGUAG